AUGUGUAAUAAAUGAAUGUAUGAUGUGGUUUUAUGUCUUUGGCAGCGAGAAGAGGCUGAAUCCAAAGCCCGAGAGGAAGCAGAGAAACAGAGGAUCGAACGAGAGAAACACUUCCAGAAGGAGGAGCUGGAAUGCUUGGAAAGAAAGAAGCGUCUGGAAGAAAUCAUGAAGAGGACUCGUAAGAGUGACGCAGGAGCACAGAAAGAUGUUAAAACUCCAACUCAAGUGAAUGGCAGAGUCACUGACAGCGUAAUACAGAGAAAUCCGUCAGAAGCUCUUCAUACUGGUGCGACAAACCAAUCACCAAUGAGCUCUGUGUCCUGGGAUGCAGCACCGGUCAUUAACGGAGCUCCGCCCACUAAGCAUCAGAAUGGACUGUCCUCCAAUGGAGACGCAGCAGACUUUGAGGAGAUAAUCAAGCUGUCCAAUCACAGUGGGAACAGUGGGCAGAGUCAACCGGCUGACCAAAUCAUGGCCUUCGAGGGAGGAGAACCGUUCAUGAUGAAGGCGGGGCCUAUGAAACCUCAACAUGUGGCAGAGGUGCUGUGAGAGAUGAGAUAUCAGAGUCUUCUGGAUAUAAAGAGAAGAAGAGAAGCCUUACUCUACCACCGCUUCCACCCUGACGUGUGCCAAACCAACAAAAACAGACUGCUUCAACUUUAGAAACACAGCCGAGCCGGACGCACUCUGGAGAAAGUGCCAGAAGACGACCUUAAAGAGACACUUAUAUACAUAUACAACGUUUGCAAAAAGUCUCUGUCUAUUUCACUGUGUGUGUCAUGGUGCAACAUUUGUUGAGUUUCUUUAACAAGUCACCUGCCGAUCAUGUGGUGCACCUUAAAAGAGUCGCUAUAUAUUGAAUUUUAGAAAAGACAACUUGGCUUAUCUUUAUGAUAUGAAUUAUUGUUGUUGUUGUUGCUCUUGUUAUGAUGUAUUGUUAUCGUUCUUUUAAGUAGAGAAAAAAAAGCAAACGUGUGUCUUGAACUAUUGCGUUAUUUAACGUGUGGCGCAUCAGAAGAGGCCGAUAUUCUGUAUGUUAAUGUAUAUUUGCCUGAUUAUGACAGACCUGUGAAUUAAAUCUUUUUGAAAGGG
Messenger RNA from Danio rerio (zebrafish), 1092 nucleotides. The record is from RefSeq and is a predicted model, not a curated record. NCBI's taxonomy places the organism in Eukaryota, Metazoa, Chordata, Actinopteri, Cypriniformes, Danionidae.